UUGUCUUUCAAUUCAUUUAUCUGCAGGAAUGACCGCUACUACCAGUCUACAGCUCACCGCCUGACUAGGGAGGUGAAAGUUUCGCCACGGGAAGAGAAACCGCAAAAUACAAUAUUGUAGCCUCCAUGAUUUGCGUGUGGAUGGGAUGAGAGGAAGAGCAGCGGAACAUUCCUUUCUUGUUUUAGUUGCCUCAUUGAGUUGUAGACUUACGGAAGAUGCUGCUGGACGCAGGACCCCAGUACCCCACCAUAGGAGUCACUACGUUCGGCUCCUCACGGCAUCACUCAACAGGCGAAGUCACAGAAAGAGAAGUGGCUUUGGGGAUAAAUCCGUUCGCAGACGGGAUGGGAGCUUUUAAAAUCAACCACAGCUCCCACGACCUGAGCUCCGGCCAGACGGCGUUCUCCUCCCAGGCUCCCGGCUACGCUGCUGCCGCCCUUGGUCACCACCACCACCCGACACACGUCAGCUCCUACUCCACCGCAGCAUUCAACUCCACCCGGGACUUUCUCUUCAGAAACCGGGGCUUCGGAGACGCAACCAGCGCGCAGCACAGCCUGUUUGCCUCGGCAGCGGGAAGUUUUGCAGGGCCACAUGGACACUCCGAUGCCACGGGGCACCUGCUCUUCCCUGGACUCCACGAGCAAGCCGCCAGCCAUGCGUCGUCUAAUGUCGUCAACAGCCAGAUGCGCCUUGGCUUUACCGGGGACAUGUACGGCCGGGCUGACCAGUACGGCCACGUUACGAGCCCCCGCUCCGACCACUACGCCGCAACCCAGCUGCAUGGCUAUGGCCCUAUGAACAUGAACAUGGCGGCUCACCACGGGGCAGGGGCCUUCUUCCGAUACAUGAGGCAGCCCAUCAAACAAGAGCUCAUCUGUAAGUGGGUCGAGCCCGAACAGUUGUCGAACCCCAAAAAGGCUUGCAACAAAACUUUCAGCACGAUGCACGAGCUCGUGACCCACCUGACGGUGGAGCAUGUGGGGGGACCGGAGCAGUCGAACCAUAUCUGCUUCUGGGAAGAAUGCGUCAGAGAAGGAAAACCGUUCAAAGCCAAAUACAAACUUGUAAAUCAUAUCAGAGUACACACGGGAGAGAAACCAUUCCCAUGUCCCUUCCCAGGCUGUGGAAAAGUAUUUGCCAGAUCGGAAAAUCUAAAAAUCCACAAAAGGACACACACUGGUGAAAAGCCUUUCAAGUGUGAGUUUGAUGGCUGCGACAGGCGGUUUGCUAACAGCAGCGACCGGAAGAAACACAUGCACGUCCACACUUCUGACAAGCCCUAUCUCUGCAAGAUGUGCGACAAGUCCUACACACAUCCCAGCUCUCUGCGGAAACACAUGAAGGUUCACGAGGCUACCACGCAAGGACCUCAACCGUCGCCAGCGGCCAGUUCCGGGUACGAGUCGUCCACGCCGCCCACCAUCGUGUCCCCGUCCGCGGAGAAUCAGAGUUCCAGUUCCAUAUCGCCGGCAGCAUCGACAGUGCACCACACGACCAGUCACCACACCACGCUGUCGUCAAAUUUUAAUGAAUGGUACGUGUAAAAUAUUUUCACAAAGACUGCAGAAAUAGGACUGGAAUCAAAGACUUUUGAAAGUCAGCCUAUAACGCGUGGACCGAGAGAAAAAACGAGGAAGCCAAAAUGGUUGGUUAACCGCUAAAGAGAAAGAGAAAGAGAGAGUGAGAGAGAGAGAGAGAGAGAGAGAGAGAGAGAGAGAGAGAGAGAGAGAGAGAGAGAGAGAGAGAGAGAGAGAGAGAGAAAGCGAUGCAUGGACAAGGUGCAAAGCCAGCUACCAAGUUAACGUUUUUUUUUUUUCGUUCCUUUCCUCCCUCAUUUUUGAAAGAGGUCUCAAUGCAUGCUAUCUGCGGGUCGUGGCCGGAUUUUUUUAAUUUUUUUUGUACAUUAAGAUUCCCAGUACAAAAAAUGUAAUAUUUUAUUUUGUAAAUAAUUAUAUCACAGUUUAACGGAAUUUGUGCAAAUGUGGACCCUAGAUAUAUGGAAAAUGAAAUGGUUUUAACAAUAACAUUGCGAUGAAUAGUGUUGAUUGGACAGAAUGUUGUAGUUGAUGUGUACCAAAUGUGAAUUCCUAAGUAUAACUACCGUCUCCACUAUGUCGACCUUACCGACUAUUAGUCUAUUAAUGUGCUUUUGUAUUUGGUGCAACAUUUCGUCUACGGUCCAGUUGGAGUAGCCCAGUACUUACCAUUGUUGUUAUUUAAUGUCAUGUCGAGAAAUCGUGUAUAGUGAAAGCCUGAAACUCCGUGUCGUCUGUUUAUGUAGGCCUUCGUGAUAAAAUAUAACAACUAUUUGUCCAUUACCUUGAUAAUGUCAAAGAAGUAUUACCAACAUGUAAAUAUCUCGAUUUUCCAUAUUUAUCCGCAUGUAAAGGGUAACACAUGUUAGAAAUGAUCGGUAUUUAUGGAGAAAUGCGCUAGUAUGUACAAUUUAGUUUGCAAAAAAUGUUUGGUUACAUUUCGUACUAUAUUAAAGGAUUAAAAAUACAA
Molecule: messenger RNA, 2508 nt
Organism: Coregonus clupeaformis (lake whitefish)
Lineage: Eukaryota; Metazoa; Chordata; Actinopteri; Salmoniformes; Salmonidae
Product: zinc finger protein ZIC 1-like
Biological process (GO): central nervous system development; regulation of transcription by RNA polymerase II
Cellular component (GO): nucleus
Molecular function (GO): RNA polymerase II cis-regulatory region sequence-specific DNA binding; DNA-binding transcription factor activity, RNA polymerase II-specific
Source: RefSeq, a predicted model, not a curated record